Haliotis rufescens (red abalone) is the source of this 3533-nucleotide messenger RNA. RefSeq lists its product as uncharacterized. The transcript is spliced from 2 exons. NCBI's taxonomy places the organism in Eukaryota, Metazoa, Mollusca, Gastropoda, Lepetellida, Haliotidae. Bases 168 to 806 code for a protein of 212 amino acids. The record is from RefSeq and is a predicted model, not a curated record.
UGCACCCUGUCCCCCUCCACUAUAGACCAGUCCAGGUAAACAUGCUUUCAGUGCUGGGUGGUAUUCUCCAUAUUUGGGACGCCCUCUCCAAGCACACAAUGCCUGGCCCUCGCUAGUUGCCCUAAUCAAGUUAUAUAACAUCACAGCCUCUGAGGUAACAGUCGGUCAUGAUGGAUAUGAAGUUCGCCGGUGUUUUGGUAGCCAUCUUGGUUUGCCUCAUCCCUGUACAAGGUCAGGAUAAAGCUUCGAUGGACAAAACCAUCAGAUACUUCGCGGACAUCAGCCUGCAAUGUGACAGUUUAGCUCUGAAUAUUUCUGAUGAUAUGAGCCAAGUCAGAAAGCUCUACUGGAUUUUGACAGAUGGUGUUUUAGUUGACAGCACUUCAACCAAUCUGCCCAAGAAUGUGGCUCUGUCCGCUAACAGCUACACACUCAACAUCACCAAGAUUUCCGACCCCAUGUUUGGCUACUAUCACUGCGUGAUUUUAUUCAACAACAACACAGUCCAAGCAAUCAGAAGGGGCGUCAAUGUGGACGGUGCUGAUUUUACCGAGCUUCACGACCAAUAUCGCAGUAACGCCUUAAUUGGUGGAAUUGCCGCUGGUGUCAUGGUGGCCAUUGUUGGUGUGAGUUGUCUUGUCUGGCACUUCCGGUUCAGAAAGGAUUUCAACGAUAGGGAAGACCUGUACAAGCCAGAUAAGAUCAAUGGAACCAGUGUCGCAUAUGAUAACACUGCUGUGGAGAUGGAAGACAAGGAACCCCAGACUGAGGAAAAGUCCAAUGGGGUAAUUGAUGAAAGACUUUGAAUAUUACCUGUUACAUAGAAUAUUCAAGAAGACUUAUUCAACUGUCUCAAGUCUUAGUGAGCGAGUUAAAAUUUAAUGUCGCAUCGGCAUUUUUCCAUCCAUAAAGCGACGAGUCACAAGUCUUAGUGAGCGAGUUAAAAUUUAAUGUUGCAUUGGCAUUAUUCCAGCCAUAAAGCGACGAGUCUCAAGUCUUAGUGAGCGAGUUAAAAUUUAACGUCGCAUUGGCAUUGUUCAAGCCAUAAAGCAACGAGUCUCAGGUCUAAGUGAGCGAGUCAAAAUUUAACGUUGCAUCAGCAUUAUUCCAGCCAAGUCUCAAGUCUUAAAGGGACUAUGUACACACAGGGUACUUUAUGUUUACUGGUUACAUAUAUACCUUCUUCUUAGGUCCUUGUUUUCUAAAGUUUUAAAGUUCAUAUGGCAGGUACGCCAUAACUUACAUUUGUAUAGCCCUGUAGAGAAUCUCACCUGCAUGUCUUUUGAUAUCAAAUAUGUCAGUGAGUGUUGAUACAUUUGGUAUUGAAAGACACAAGGGUUUGAUUCUAUUCAUCAUUCAGACUUAUUCUUCUUAGUAUUUUAGUUUUUUAGCAGUAAUCAACAGUGUCUGGGGAUAAGAAAGUACAGCUAACCAGCUUCAGAGGCAGACAGAUUAGUGAUGUCAUUUGAUUGUGAUGGUAUGAUAACCAAUGAGGUCACAAUGGCCUGCAAAGCCAUUGAUACAAUUUCAUAGUACCCUAUCUCCUAGGAUAUAUUGCUUGAUCUCACUCAAGCCAUAUCUUAUGUGGAAGCCAGUUUUGUACAUAAAACAAAAUUUUAGUUUGCCCUCUUUCAUUUAUCUUAAUAUUCACAAGAAAAGAUUUGGACUGUUCUAUGAGCCCCUUUGAUACAUUGUUAUCAGGAUAGUCAUACUUCUUCAGGGCACGCACAACCAGUAUUUUAGAAAUUGGUGGAUAUUAUUCAUACAGUUGUGUACAAUAUUUAGAAAUCAAUAUGUUCCUGCUUCAAUACAAUGACGCUAUGUGUUUCAUUCACCUAUCUUACUUGUUGUGUCAUAACAACACAUUCUUUUUGUACAAUAUCUAAUAGACAAUAUAUAUACCAGCAAUACUAUAUCUGUAAUACAAUAUGGUUUUUUUAUUUUAUUGUGUUUUUGGAGGGGUAGGAGCAAUCUAACCUUCAACUUCUUGUGAUUGUUGUGCCCGUAGACUAUCAAGGCUUAAGGCCUCCUCCAAAAUAUAUGUGUGAUUCCGGUUUUCCCAUCUUCCCAUGACAAGAGCGUCCACUAGCCUUAUUUAUCAAAGUCUUGUUUCCACCCUUGCCACAUCAAGCCCACUUUCCUGUGCUAAGUAUGAUUGGACUAUCACACAUAUCGAUAGUCCAAUCGGAGAACGUUUCACAAAAUCAACAUCCACGACUUGUAUGAAAGUGAUGUUUUUUUCAUCUGUUAACACCCCCACCAACGAUUGCCUAUGUUUUUGUGUCAGGGAUGAAAUCGCAAAUGUUUUCGUUAUCUGAUCGACUAUGUCGUCGCCUAUGGUAGUCGCCAUCUUUGUGAAGCUAUACAAGGAUCUACGGGAGGUGGGGCCAGUGUAGAGCCAAGGAAAUUGGUCUUGAUGUGGCAAGGGUAGAAACUAGGCUUUGAUACAGGCUAGUGGACACGCUUGCCUCGGGAAGAUGGGUUUUCCAGACUGACCCAAGGACUUUUAUCGCAUUGUUUUUUGAGUUGCCCCAUCAUCCCAGUGUUGUCUGAAUGUCUUUUAAAGAAAACUAAAUAUCUAAGCGAAAAAAACAACACAAUCUACCCUUCUAUGUUUGCAUGGGCUGAAAUAGGAACUGAACGUUUUGUUUUACCUAAUCUGUUUUGUGCAUACAUAUGCUACUCAGCUUUUGAUAGGGGCAUGACAUAUUAAAGUCUUUCUAUUACCUAUUCCUUCCUAAUUAUUAUAAUUAUUUAUUUGAUGUACCAUGAUAUAAAAGAAUAUCACACACCAUGGAAUGUUCAGAAUAUCCCAGUCAAGCCUUUGGUAUUAUAUAUAUAUAUAUAUACAACAUAUCAAGAUGUGAUGUACAUUCUUGUUUUGCUACAAAUGUUGUAAUAUCAUUCCAGUCAUUGUUUUUAUGUCUACUAAUCUCAUUAAAAUCAGAUCGUUUAGUCCUGAUACCAUACGUCUCUGCAUGAAGAUCAGGUGAACCGUGAUCGAGCUAUCCGUGGCUGCCCAGUCGAAGUGAAGGAUGCAAGGAUUGAGCCAAUCAGAUGUCAGCUUUCUAAAAUGAUUCAGCUUCAUUUCUUUGAUUUUGAAAUUUUGGUUUGUACAAAUGAAAACCACACAGAACACAAAUAUUCAUUUAAUUGUGCUGCAAUGUGGACGAAGAUGCCACAGUACUCGGAUAUGACAAGGUGUAUUAAAUAUCAACACUAAUGGGGCGACCUUAUUUAUCUGCAUUCCAAAUUUGUUGUUAGAGUUUGUUUAUGAGAUACAGAAAUCAGAUAUGGUUGUCUGAAGGCUUCACUCACUUGUACUGAGAAUUUGAAAGCCUCAACAAAGUUUGACUGAAUAGAAAGGUCAUAUACAUAGAGGCAUCGUCAGAUCUUCACAUAGAAUGGUUUUGUAUCGGAGUAAUAGAUCUGAUUUUAAUGAGAUUGUCAUGCCUUCAAUAAAUAUGUGAAUAUUUUGUAUUGAUUUGUACAUGCUAUUUGUUAAUCAGAAAUAAACAUUUGUAUAAUUCAAA